AGGAGGUGCAGCUUCGCAUGGAUGGGUUGUCAGUGGUGUACAACUUCAGUGCCUUCGAUGAGAAGUACGCUUUUAAUGAUGAAGGCUUUUUUACCUACAGCAGUACAGAGCAGAAGCGAGUUGAAGAACUUGCCAGAGAACAAGCUCGAAAAUUCGUCGACGCUUAUUUGGACAGUGUGGAUGAGUAUUCAGAAUAUGCGCCGACAUUGUGUAGGACGCUUCACACUAGAUUUGUUUGUCGAUCUUUGAAGAAAUUGGGAAAGUCAUGCUCACAUCUGGAUGCAUCCAGGCCAUGGUUCUGUUAUUGGGGAAUGCAUAGUUUAAGACUUUUGGAAGCGUCGCUCGAUGAAAAUCUAACUUCCAGCAUUGUUCGCUUUUUGAAGACCUGUGAAUGGCCUACUGGGGGAUACGGAGGUGGCCCAGGACAAUAUCCACAUUUGGCAACAACAUAUGGUGCAGUAAUGGCAUUAGUAAGCAUUGGAACCGAUGAAGCGCUUGCAAGUAUUGACAGGAAAACUCUGAAAAAUUUUCUACAUUCUGUAAAACGUCCUGAUGGUGGAUUUGCACUACAUAUUGACGGUGAAGCUGAUAUACGAGGAUCAUACUGUGCCAUUGCUGUUGCUUCUAUUACAAAUAUUUUAGAUGAUCAGCUAAGGAAAGAUGCAGAUAGUUGGGUUAUCAGCUGUCAAACAUAUGAGGGUGGGUUCGGUGGCGAACGAUGUUGUGAGGCACAUGGUGGUUACACGUUUUGUGCGGUAGCUGCAUUAAUAUUAUUGGGAAAAAGUGCAUUAAUUCACGCAUCAUCACUGUACAGAUGGCUUGCGCAAAAACAAAUGAAAUUUGAAGGAGGAUUUCAAGGCAGAACAAAUAAAUUGGUUGACGGUUGUUAUAGCUUUUGGCUAGCUGCUGUGUUUCCAAUAUUAGAAGUUGCUCAACUUGCUAUGGGGAACAAAAUCUCGUCAUCGUUUGAUGGAAAAGCAUUACAAGAAUACAUUCUAGUUGCUUGCCAGGAUAUCGAAAAUGGUGGUUUACGGGACAAACCAGACAAGUCGAGCGAUUUAUACCACACAUGUUACGUUUUGAGUGGGCUUUCUGUUGCGCAGUAUUAUACAACGGAUGCUAUUGUUGGUGGCGAAAUUAAUCGUUUGGCAAGAUUGUCGCCAGUAUAUAACAUCUGCGAGAAUGCCGAAAGAAAGGCACGAGAAUAUUUUGGAAAACCAAAAAUAAUCUGAUAAAGAGUUGAAUUUAAGCUUGUGGAAGCUUUUGGAAGCCAUCUCAUUGCAAACUUAAUAUUUGGAUUUUAUUGAAUCCCACACGAACACCUGACUUCUUUAUCAUUGUGUCGUUCCUUGAUAUUUCAAUUUUCUUUUUACUGGUAUGGUCAUUGUUGAGGCUUACAAAAAAUCUCUCUUUAAAUAGCAUGUUAGGAAUUUGAAUUUGAUUAACUUCCUUACACAGUUUAGCUGCAAUUCCUUUGAAAUUACUUUAAAUAAGGGAAAUAAAUGGCCUUAUCAUUUUAUUGAUGACUAAGUGUAGAGGAUGUGCAGCGAUCAGGGAAAAUACGUGAUGUAGGGAUUCGAUAGGUUUUUUAAUCCAGAAUUUUGCGAAGUAUCAAAGUAUCAUUUGCAAUGUUUAAGGGUCUAUGUAUUUUAAGCUCUUUUGAUGGGGAGCUCUUGGAUAGUACUAUUUGAGAAGAAUGAUUGCUUGGUAUUUAGAUAGUAGUAUGCCACUACACUUCAGAAAUAUCAAUUUUUUGGGAAUAUUUCGGAAAUAUCGUCUGUCAGUUUUUCUGAAGAGGGAUGCCAUCUGCAAUGUAAUUCCACAUGCAGAUUAGAUCUGAUAACAUUGUUGAUUUCACCAAUUAGAGCAUUAUCAGUUUAAUCGAAGAUUGCGAGCUUAUUGUAGUGUUUUCCACUCUCAUCUCUUGAUAAAAUAGAUCUUCAUGAUUUAUUACUGCUAUUUUGUUGUCUGUCAUUGUAUUUCCUCAUCAAAUGUUAUUUUUUAAUUGAAAAGAAGCUAUCUUGUUCAGUUCUUGUUAAAGCUUUUGUUUUAUUAAAACUUC
Loa loa (African eye worm) is the source of this 2062-nucleotide messenger RNA. RefSeq names its product prenyltransferase and squalene oxidase repeat family protein. The transcript has 10 exons. Gene Ontology annotation, cellular component: protein farnesyltransferase complex. Lineage: Eukaryota; Metazoa; Nematoda; Chromadorea; Rhabditida; Onchocercidae. Gene Ontology annotation, molecular function: protein farnesyltransferase activity. The record is from RefSeq and is a predicted model, not a curated record. The coding region runs from base 18 to 1232 and encodes 404 amino acids. Gene Ontology annotation, biological process: protein farnesylation.